AUGGCAAUGCUGCGCUCCGUCGUGAUUUCUGUAGUUUUUCUUACAGUUUUGGCAGACAUUGAUUCAGAUUGGAAGCUUCCGAGCACCCAUUUGGGCAAUGGUGGUCUUUUCUAUCUUCAAAAGACCGACAAACAUAACGAUACAAAUAUAGAGACAAUUGAAAUGGUUCUGAGCAACUAUUUACAUGCAUUAAGGAGAGUUGAUGACUUCCAACACCACGUGUGCCCACGUUGUAGAAGGCAUUUCUCACUUCUCAAUAAGAUCAAAUAUGUUUUUGGUUUUAAGAAUUUUGGAUUUUCUGCCAUUCAUAAUUCAUUCCCUCCUGUUCUGGGUUCUACACUUCUACCGUUCUACGCGGCAAUCACACUCUCACAGCCUUCUGCAGACUGCAGUUCUGCUUCUCCGGUCUCAGUGACGCACGACGUUCUUCAGUUCUCCAGUCUCUUGCUCGACGGUUCUCCGGUUCUGCGCGGCGCACGAUGGUUCUCCAGUUCUCCUGUUUUGCGCAACGCACGACGCCACGACGGUCCUCCGGCUUCGCUCAACAGCCUCGCCCCGACGCCCCUCAGCCAAGCAUUGAAAAAAUGGAUAAUGGUUCAUUUCACCCUCUUGAGAGAUAUGAUAGGCUUAUUAUUCAACAAUUAUAGUAGGGUUAGCAUUUGCUGAAAAAGUCGACCCUGCAGAUGACAAAAACCCAGAAAAUCAAGGUUGUCUGUCAAUCAUCAUCCGUGUUCUAUGGAGAAACAUUAUAAAAUUGCUCCAACCUGCAAGUGGAUAAUGAAUUAAUAAAUAAUAAUGAUGAAAACCGUGUCUCAAUCACCUUGUACACAAUGCCAAAUCCCCCCUCCUCAAUCUUGCAGUAUGAUCUGAACCCUUGAGUCGCAGAUCUCAGCUCCUCGUAUGAAAAUAUCCGAAACUCUCCCCGUUUCCUUCUCCUGUUUCGUACCCAGACAUUAAAACCUCAUUUGCUUCAAAAACCAGACAGAAAUUAACAAAAGGGAGUUCUAAUUUGAAGUGUGUGUUUACCAUGUCGGCUUUCUCUCUCCUCUG
Molecule: messenger RNA, 1050 nt
Organism: Ipomoea nil (Japanese morning glory)
Lineage: Eukaryota; Viridiplantae; Streptophyta; Magnoliopsida; Solanales; Convolvulaceae
Exons: 6
Coding region: 1-666 (221 amino acids)
Source: RefSeq, a predicted model, not a curated record